Messenger RNA from Phymastichus coffea, 1470 nucleotides. RefSeq lists its product as uncharacterized. The transcript has 7 exons. The record is from RefSeq and is a predicted model, not a curated record. NCBI's taxonomy places the organism in Eukaryota, Metazoa, Arthropoda, Insecta, Hymenoptera, Eulophidae. Bases 331 to 825 code for a protein of 164 amino acids.
GAACAAACUAGGCGGCAACUGAGCGGCGUGCAAAUAUUUGAACAAUUCUGUCCAACUGGGUAAUACAAGAAUUUAUUUAGUGUUCACCAAUUGAAGUAGUCAAGGUUAUUAUCUCUCAGUGGAUAGUGAAACCGUAAAGGAGUCAGCGUUCAUACCUAUCAGUUUGUCUGGUCAUUACUGUGAUUUGACAGGCUGUCGAGGAUAUUGGAGAAAUUGUUACAUUUCACCUAUUGUAGUCGUCAAGAUUUUUAUCUCUCAGUGGAUAGUGAAACCAUAGAGGAGAUCAAUCCUAAUGCACAAACACCAAAAACAACAAGACAUAGUCGUCGGAUGCGACAAGAGCUUCCAACUGAUUCGGAUUCAGAAGAUGAAUAUACUCGGUGGAGGGCUGAAUAUGCGGAAGUCCAAAGAAUUGAAAACAGCGACGGUAUUCUUAACGAGUAUUCAGCGGAAGACUUACCUGAAGUAUUGUCUGAUGCAUCACAUAGAGCCAAUCAUGUACACGAACAUUCAACUAACGGCUCACAUUCGAUGUCUGAAGAUGCCCAAUCAUCGCAUGAUGAAACAGUUGGGAUAGAUGGAUCACCAGAGGGUACAAUAUCUGAAUUCGAGGAGGCAAGAAUAAAUUUGCGAGAUCUAUUACUUAACCACUUAGACGAUAAGUACGCUACUGAGGAAGACCUCUUCGAUUAUCAGGAAAUAAUUGAUGAUCUCUCGUUGCCAAACGACGGUCCUGGGAACAGACUGCGUCAAAUAUUAGUCGAUGAGGACGCGAAUGAUGUUAUGAACGCGCGAGUGAAUGUAUCGAAAGUCGAAAUUUUAUGAUCAGUUUUUAAGUUCUCUACGGUUUACAAUUUACCGCAAUCGGCGAUUGCUCACUUAUUUAAAAUGUUGAACAUAUUUUUCGAUAUAGCUGAGUUUCCUGAAUCUCGAUAUCUAAUCGAUAAAAUUUUCAAUUGUGACACUGAUGUCGAUUAUUAUACAUUAUGUCCUCGUUGUAAAGAUUUCGUGGAAAGAUUCGAUAGCGAACAAGACCGACUUGCUGUUUGUCGUACAUGUGGUUUACAAUUUUCUUUAAAAGAUCCUACAUACACAGACUUUUUUUGUUUUAUUGAUCCAGAAUGGGAGAUAGCUUAAUAUCAUAAAGAUAAUUGGUCUCAUUUCGAGUCUGCUGUUAGAGCCCGAUCACGCGAUAACGACGAUAUCAAUGAAUUUCAUAGCGGACUCGUUUCUAAAAAAUUGCGACAGUGGUUACCAUAUCACAAAAAAGAUCGAUUCGUAACUGUUAUGUUCAAUAGUGAUGCUUCACCGGUAUUUGAAAGUUCUGCUGUUACGCCAAUUCAAAUAGAGAUUAUGGAACUGCCAUAUAAAAUAAGAAAUUUGCACCCCAUUGUUUGUGGUUUAUAUUUUGGAAAGACAAAAAUUGACAUGAACAUAUGUUUUGAGCCAUUCGUAUGUAAAAUGAAUGUA